GUUUUUUCCCCAUAGUCAACGGUCUAUAUCGUUUAUCAAUUCAAUCCACAAUCAAUGAAUUCAUAUCUGCUUCGUACAGUGCAAGUUACGACUUUGUAAUCCCAUCUGGUGCAGGAUAGUGGCUGGAGUGCUAUGGAUGGGCUGAAAAGCGGAUCGCGACGGACCCAUUUCAAGUCACGAAAUGGAUGUAGUCAAUGUAAACGUUCGAGAAUAAAAUGUGAUGAACAAGCUCCCAAAUGCUAUCACUGUCGCCGCCGUGCAGUGAGGUGCGACUUCGAAGAUGACAGGACUAAAUUGAAAACGAUUGGUCAGGGAUAUACUCAGAGCGUAGCACCUACCCCACUAAGAGUCGUCUCCCAUCGCAAGGAACUACAGGUCGAGCCUGCCCCCUUGAUAUUUAUCAAUGUGCUCCCGACAAUGAUCAUGGACCGUGGACAAAGAGAUCUUUUUUCUCACUUCAUAUGUCAGACACGUCAGACUUUACUUUCAAAAGGUGCAGAAAACAUCUUCUGGAAUGUCGAUAUUCCUCAGCAGGCUUUGAAACACGAUUAUCUCUUGAAUGCUAUAUUAGCAUUUUCGGCGUUACACAGAAGCUAUCUACGGCAUCCUCAUGACCCUCAACAUGCCUACGACCUUGACCGAAGCCUCGCUCUACAUCAGGAAUCGGUCAAAUUAUUCAACUCCUCAGUGACCAACAUCACAUCGUCGAAUCUAGGGGCAGCGUAUGGCAUGGUAACACUCUCUGUAAUCUAUUCAUGCGGGCUAGCUCAGGUAGCACAGAACUUGAGAUGCAAGGAUCAUGUUGAGCAAGCCCUAGCUAUCAUGAUGUCCGUAUAUAAGGCACGGCCCCUGAUGGAGGCGCAUGACCAAGAGCUGAAGCGCACGAAUCCUGAACACUCACGAAAAAUUAAACGUAAGAUCAGAAAGCCUGAACCAGCGAGUACUCCACCUACAAUAAAAGCCAUCAAGCUCCAGUACCUACUUGACCAAUCCAACGAGAGCAGUAUCAACAAGGCGAUACUCUCUACCACAAUAACAGGAAUGAGAAAGGUCGAGGAAAUGGGUGGUGCGUCCGGGGACUUCAUCGAUUGGAUCGACGUUGUUCCUCAUCGAUAUUUAGACUUACUGCAGCAAGGAUGCUCCAUGGCUUUACUAAUUCUGAUGGCUUUUGAAAUCGACAAGAUGUUUGCCGACGAGGAGCCGGCAAGAUGGUUCACUUCCCUCUGGAGAGUGAAACUUGUUGAAUUUAUUUGCGAUCAUCUUGGUCCAUUAUGGCAAGCAUACUUGACCUACGAACCGGUACCGAAUCUUCUCGACUUCUGA
Molecule: messenger RNA, 1323 nt
Organism: Aaosphaeria arxii CBS 175.79
Lineage: Eukaryota; Fungi; Ascomycota; Dothideomycetes; Pleosporales
Exons: 3
Coding region: 133-1323 (396 amino acids)
Biological process (GO): regulation of transcription by RNA polymerase II
Molecular function (GO): zinc ion binding; DNA-binding transcription activator activity, RNA polymerase II-specific
Source: RefSeq, a predicted model, not a curated record